AUGCACGACACAUAUGGCGCCGCCAAUCCGUUUUCAGCGGACAGUAUGGAGACCGACGAUCCCGCGCCGCCGGCUCGGACCAAUAGCACGCCUCGGGCAGCAAGCAGUGACCCAGAUGCUUUGAUGUCUGCAAAGAAACACGCUGCCUGCGACGAAUGUCGCAAACGCAAGCUAAAGUGCUCUGGCGAACCAGCCGGCUGUACACGAUGCGUCAAAUACAGCAUUCCAUGCAUAUACUCCCCCCAGAAACAGAUGGGUAGGCCCAAAAAACGCCAGCGACAAGAGGAUACAAACACUGCAGAGCCCGCGAGCUCAUCUACGUCGCAACCCUUCGUCGACCCAAAUCUGACAACCGCCGACAUUGACCGCACUAACUUCGAGAACAUCUGCAAUGGCGCACUUUCUGGCGGCCUGCGCAACACCAGCCGCAAGGCUUCCCACCCAAUGCAGUCACUCGACAAUACACCACCGUCCGACAACCCACGCACGCCGUCGGACAGCGACAUCUUCAAUCUUUCCUAUCCCACCGACUACUCCCUCUGGCCUGAUUUCAGCGACACCACACUUCCUAUGCCACUGCAAGAUACCUCUGCAGCAUAUAAUCCCAAACCUACAUCGAACGGCGGCGACCCAACCUUCGACCCAGACACGGAUCCUGCCACACUUUCCACCCUCCCAUCCAUCCCCGACUGUCCCUGUCUACCAAACCUGUACCUAACGCUCUCGACGCUCUCGACUCUCAGCGCCUUCCCAGUCACCAGCCAUACAAUCACCACCCUGUCGUCUGCACACCGUACCGCCCAUUCCGUAAUAUACUGCGCGAUCUGCCCACAAAAGUUCCAGUCUGGCAGCCAAAACGUCAUGCUCUCAAACACCUUGAUCACCGUCCUCGUCGACCAAUGGCAGCGAGUAUUGAAAUGCCCCGCCUCGGCGCUCGAAAAGGGGUUCUCCUCCUCCCCGCCCUCCGCCCACAUGUCAGCCAUCACGGAGCUAGAGUGGAAGACGUUCGCCUACGACCUGAUGCGCGCGUUCGUCUUCGGCGACCGUACCGCCACGCCUCCGCCUACAUCAAGCCCGGCGCCUGGCGCGAUGCCGCCCUCGUCAGCCGAGAUCACCACGCUGAUGGGCCUGGCGGAAUCAAUGGAGCGCCGCCAGAAGCAGUGGCACGGGCAUGAGAACGAGACAGGUGAAUUUCCGAAGCGUAUGACGCAUGAUCUGGCCUUAGGCCAUGCGGCCGGACUGACGCUUGACGACAUCCGGAAAAUGGAGGAUGAUGUGCGCAGUAAAAAGAAUGGGCCGGGCGAACAUUUCUUGUGUCUGCAACUCGUGACGCACGCGAAAAACUGUAUACGGAGUUUAGAUCGUGGGCCGCCAGUAUUAGGGGAGUGUGGACAACGGUAG
Molecule: messenger RNA, 1401 nt
Organism: Cyphellophora europaea CBS 101466
Lineage: Eukaryota; Fungi; Ascomycota; Eurotiomycetes; Chaetothyriales; Cyphellophoraceae
Exons: 2
Coding region: 1-1401 (466 amino acids)
Biological process (GO): positive regulation of transcription by RNA polymerase II
Cellular component (GO): nucleus
Molecular function (GO): DNA-binding transcription factor activity, RNA polymerase II-specific; zinc ion binding; sequence-specific DNA binding
Source: RefSeq, a predicted model, not a curated record